AUGAUGGAAACUAUUAAAGGAAAACCAAUAUUUGAACAUCAAGGUUACUUAUAUAUUAUUAAUAAAGAAUCAUCUAACAAGAUAAUAUGGUGCUGCCGUAAUUAUCGUCAUGGUCAAUGUCGUGGUCGACUUCACACAAUGAAUGGUCAGGUUAUACAAACAGUAGGUGAUCAUAAUCAUGAACCAGUUCAUUCAGCUGGUCAAGUAAUUGCAGCACGCAUAAAAAUGAAUAAUACAGCUAAACAAACUGGUCAUACAACACAUGAUAUUGUAGCUGAUGGUGUAUCUAAAUUAUCUGAUCAUGCUAUCACAUCAUUACCAAAUUUACAAAAUCUUAAACGAACUGUUCAACGAAUUCGUCAAAAACACCAAAAUUCAUUACCAUUACCAACAGAUCGUAAUUCACUUGUUAUUAAUCCACUAUUUAUAAGAACAGCUCGUAAUCGAACAUUUUUACAAUUCGAUUCCGAUCCAAUUGAUCAAUGCAUGUUAAUAUUUUCAACCAAGAAACAAUUACAAAUGUUAGAAAAUGCAAAUUAUAUCUAUUUAGAUGGAACAUUUAGCGUAGUUCCCGAAUUGUACUUUCAACUUUAUACAAUUCAUGUUAUAUACUUAAAGCAUAUCUUACCAGCAGUUUAUGUAUUGUUACCUGGCAAGAAACAACGUUUAUAUAAAGAAAUGUUACAAGAAAUUAAAAAUUUGGCACCAAAUUGUGAUCCACCAAAUGUAAUGAUCGAUUUGGAAUGUACAAGUAUGAAAGCAAUUAGAAAUUUAUUUCCAACAUCAAAUUUAUAUGGAUGUUUCUUCCAUCUAUGUCAGAACAUUUAUCGUUCUGUUACACGAUUUGGUUUAAAAACAUUGUAUGAUGAAAAUGAAAGUUUUGCACAACAAAUUCGACGUUUACCAGCAUUAGCAUUUUUGCCAAUUACUAAUGUUAUUCCAACAUUUGAUGAAAUUAAAGCUCAAUUUUCAGUUGAAGGUGAACCUGUAUUAACUUACUUUGAAGAAAAUUAUAUUGGUGUUAAAAGUCGCUUAUCAAGACCAAGAAAAAUACCAAAAUUUGAUAUACCAUUGUGGAAUGUUAAUACAAAUACUUUACAAGGUCAACAUAGAACAAACAACGUUGUAGAAGGUUGGAAUAACAGAUUUUCAUCGUUAAUGAACUGUAGUCAUCCAAAUUUUUGGAAAUUUUUAAAAGGAUUAAAAAAGGAACAAUCGUUUGUCGAUGCUCAAAUUAUUCAAGCAGAUGCUGGUGCUAGACAAGCAAGAAGACGAAAGCAAACUCGUCGAGAAACACGUAUUUUAAAUUUACUUAAUGGACCAACAACGACAAACUUUGAAAAAGUUAUGGCUUUAGCUCAAAAUAUUUCAUUAAAAAGUUAA
Molecule: messenger RNA, 1383 nt
Organism: Rotaria sordida
Lineage: Eukaryota; Metazoa; Rotifera; Eurotatoria; Philodinida; Philodinidae
Source: the annotation of a GenBank genome assembly